Molecule: messenger RNA, 1323 nt
Organism: Rotaria sp. Silwood1
Lineage: Eukaryota; Metazoa; Rotifera; Eurotatoria; Philodinida; Philodinidae
Source: the annotation of a GenBank genome assembly
AUGAUUAUUAUGGCCGAUGAAAGUAUCAUUGAUCAAAUUGAAAAAAGCAACAAUGUAUCAUUAUUAAAACAAAUUAUUCUUCCGUCCGAAGGUAACAAUAGUGAUAGAUCUGAUAAACAGAUACAAUUAUCACAUAAGAAGAAUAAACCGAAGCAUGGUUCUUUGACUUGUGUUGUUUGUGGAUCAUCAGCAAAUGGAUACAAUUUUGGUGCAAUUACAUGUGAAAGUUGUAAGGCUUUCUUUCGUCGUAAUGCUCGAAAAGAUCCUGCUACUUUCUCGUGUAAUAACAAAGGUGAUUGUAAAAUAACAUUUGAACCACGUCGUAAUUGUUUGGCUUGUCGUUUAGCCAAGUGUUUUAAUAGUGGAAUGCGAUGUGAUCGACUUUUGACGAAUGAACAAAAAGCGGCAAAACGUGGUCGACUAGAAGAAAAUAGAAAUUUAACAUUGAACUCAAAUUCUAAAACAAAUAAUGAACAAUUUCAAUUGUCAUCAUCCACAUCUUCAGACAAUUUACUAACAUCGAUAGACACAAAUAUUCUUCUCACAGAUUUUACCAAUCUUUUAUCCUCUCAACCACAGCAGAUAUUACUCAGUUGGGAAGAUUUACAACGUAUAGAAACUAUAUCACUUUUUUAUCAAAACCGUAUCGAGUUUGCGGCUCGUAAUGGUCUUCCAUGGAAUCCAUCAAUGCAUGCAAGGACUUUUUUACAAGUUAUCAAUAGUUAUUCAGUAUCCGCCAUGCGACUUUUAUCAUUCCUCAAACAAAUACCUGAAUUUAAUCAAUUAAAUGUUGAUGAUAAAGUUACGUUAAUUAAAUAUAAUCUUCCGAAGAUUCUUGGUAUAAACUAUGCACUUUCAUAUAAUAUAGAAACUAAUCAACUCAUUGAAAGUGAUUCUGAUGUACCAUUGAAUACACAAUUCUUUCCAAUACUUCAUGAUUAUAAUACUCGUACGCAAAUAAAAAAGAUCUUUGCUUCAUUUUUACAUAUAAUCAAAUAUGAUCGAAAAAUCAUUGAAUUAACAGUUAUUAUACUUAUUCUUACAAAAGGUUUUUCAAUAACUAGUAAUCAUGAUGAACCAAUACUCAAUGAUAAAAUGUCUGCAUAUCGCGCACAAAAUUAUUACACAGAACUAUUGUGGAAAUACAUGGAAACAAGGCAUGGCUAUGAAAAAGCAAUCAAGUUAUUUAGUGAACUCAUUGUUCAUGUCAUCUCAUGGCAAACAGUUCAUGAAGAAAUCGAAAAUGAUAUAAUGCGAACAUUAUCACCAAAAGAUAUUAAUGAAUUAGUGCCAAUUAUGAAAUCUAUAAUGCGCUUUUCAUAA